AUCGGACUCUCUGGAAGGACCAGGAUAAAGAGUGAGCAAAGUCUUAAAAUGAUGAAUUAUGAAAAAUAAAAAUAAAAGUAUAAAAUAGGAAAUAAUUAGGUGGGCGAACUAAGCAGCGUUUCCGUUAUCUAUUUUAUUAUCUCAUCUCGCUCGCUCGCUCAUUCAUUUUGAUUCAAUCAAAUUACAAUUAAAUUGGGGCUUUUUCAAUCGGAUCUUUGAAAUCAAUUGAUAAUUCGAUGGCUUUUGAUUCAGUUAGCAACUCUCCUUCCAUCGCCAAGGACUUUGCGAAGAAGAAGAAGGCUAGUCGGUCUGCCAAAUUGAAGCAGUGCAAGCUCGAUGCUCGUCGGCACCAGUGGCUUUCACAAGUGAAGAAUAAGGAGAGCAAGGAUGAAGUGAAUGUUGUUGCUGGAGAGAUUCGCGUUUCUCCAAUUCAUGGGUGUAAUGAGAGGGACCGAGUUACUAAGCUUUUGGAGGUUAAUCCGAGGAAUGAUGAAAAUGAUGGAUCAGUGAAUCAUUAUAGUGAUUCAGAUUCAUCCUCUCACAGUCCCACUAGUCACAGUGGCAGUGUUGUUGGAAGUAAUUGUUCUGGUACAAGUUUCACUGGAAGUGGCAAUAGCACUAGCAGCAGCAGGAGCAGUAGUAGCAGUGGUCGGUCUCAUUCUGGUAAUAUAAGUGAAGAGGAAAAUGAUGAUGGUUGCUUUUCUGACUGGGAGGCUGUUGCUGAUGCAUUGGCCGCUGCUGACAGUAAGCAACAGCAGGAACAACUUAAACCUAGUCAGAAAUCACCUCUGGAGCAUGAAAGUAUUACCAAGGUGGAAUGUCCUUUUGAAUCGGCAAAUUCUGAGGCGUUGAUUGUAAAUAGUUCCAAACCCAAAGCUGAAAUUACCAGGGCAUGGAGACCUGAUGAUGCAUUUCGCCCUCAAAGCCUUCCAAAUUUGUUUAAGCAGCAUAGUUUUCCUACGAGGUUGGAUAGGCAUGGUGGUUCUGGAGGUGUGGCAUGGGCUUGUUCCAAUGGUAUAUCCGCCCCGUCAUCAUGUCCAAUAUGCUGUGAGGAUCUGGAUUUCACUGAUACGAGUUUUCUUCCUUGUUCCUGUGGGUUUCGACUUUGUCUUUUCUGCCAUAAGAGAAUCCUCGAAGAAGAUGGUCGAUGCCCGGGAUGCAGGAAGCAGUAUCAGCAUGAUGGUGUCAGAGGUGAAGGAAAUGAGGAUGUUAAAGGAAGUUCGUCAUUCCGUUUGAUUCGGUCUUAUAGCUUGAUGACAAGGUCUUAGGAAAAUUUUCCCUAUUAAAUAUGUAUGUGGGUGCACCUUUCGUGUGUCGUGAGUUUCAUUCAAUAUAUAGAAACUGAUACUAGCAGUAUGUGUUUACAGGGGUGUGAUUGUUAAAAUUAGACAUUGAAGUUGGCUCCCAUCUGAGUUUGAUACUUAAUUCCAAAGAUGCAUGUGUUAAUGUAGAGAAGUUAUUAUUUUGUGAAUAGACAAAGUGGUAUAAGAAUUAAAUACAUUUGAGAUAUAUUGACUUUUGAUUUUCUUUUUC
Molecule: messenger RNA, 1533 nt
Organism: Daucus carota subsp. sativus
Lineage: Eukaryota; Viridiplantae; Streptophyta; Magnoliopsida; Apiales; Apiaceae
Exons: 3
Coding region: 237-1268 (343 amino acids)
Biological process (GO): protein ubiquitination
Cellular component (GO): CCR4-NOT complex
Molecular function (GO): ubiquitin-protein transferase activity
Source: RefSeq, a predicted model, not a curated record